CUCCCACAACACUCGAAGCAGCUCGCUCUCCCUCCCACAACACUCGAACCAGCUCUCUCUCUCUCUCUCUCUCUCCAAUCCCAAACCAUGUCUGAAACUCCAUCGCCCUUUCUGAAACUCGCCCAAAUCCCAGGCCGAGGCCGUUCUCUCAUCGCCUCGCGCCAUAUACAACCCGGGCAGAUACUCCUACAAGACUCUCCAAUCCUACUCUACCCCUCCACCCUCUCUUUCUCAUCCCCCACCUUCUGCUCCCAUUGCUUCCGUACACUCUCCUCCCAAACCCCUUCUCUCUCUUGCCCUUCCUGCCCCAACCUCACCCUCUUCUGUUCCCAGUCCUGCAAAUCCUCUGCUCUAACUUCCUCCCACUCUCCCUCCUUCUGCAGAACCCUAACCCUAAUCCGUUCCUCCUCUUCUCUAAACCCCGACCUCCAAACCCAGCUCCUCUUCCUCAUCGCCGCUUACAAUCUCGCUUCCGUCUCCCCGUCCGACUUCCACCGACUUCUCUCCCUCGAAGGCGACCCGUCGCCGGACCCCGCCGAAUCCUAUAUCCUCCAUUCCUUCCUCUCCUCCCUCUCCCUUCCCCUCCAAACUGCCGUCGGAUUCUCUCCCGAGCUGACCGCUGCCUUGCUGGCGAAAGACAAGCGAAAUGCCUUUGGCCUGAUGGAGCCCUUUAACGGGAGCGAUGAGAGGUCGGUGCGGGCUUACGGGAUCUACCCGACUGCGUCUUUCUUCAAUCAUGAUUGUCUCCCAAACGCGUGCAGGUUUGAUUACGUUGAUAGGGUUGGGGACGGGAACACGGACAUUGUAGUGAGGGCAAUUCAUGAUGUCGAGGAAGGGAGGGAAAUCUGCUUGAGUUAUUUUCCGGUGAAUUGGAGUUACAAGGAUCGGCAGCGGAGGUUGAUGGAGGAUUACGGGUUUGUGUGCGACUGUGACAGGUGUAGGGUCGAGAGAAAUUGGAAAGAUGAGGAGGAGGAUGAGGAGUGUAUGGAAGAAGACGGAGAUGCACGGAUGGAUGGUGCGGAGGAAGAGAAUGGGGAUGAGGAUUUUCCUCAUGCUUAUUUCUUUGUGAGGUAUCUUUGUGAGAGGGAGAAUUGCGGGGGGACAUUAGCUCCAUUGCCACCGUCAGAGGGUUUGGUGUCCAACGUUAUGGAAUGCAAUGUUUGUGGACAGUUGAGAACUGAGGAAGAUGCUGGUGGAGAUAAUGGGGAAGAUGGAGUUAUGCUGGAUGAGUGAGCUUGCUUUUGGCUUCGGUUCUGCAUUGUUGCUUGCCAUGGCAAUAUAAUGAGGUAUCAACUUUUAAACCUUGCUUGUCAUGUACACAGAAUUUGAUCUUUUCUAAAGGUUUGCCUGUUUUUAUUUUUUAUUUUUAUGAGUACACCUUAGUGCAUCUGUUUAGGCAUAAAAGUAUGCAUAGUUCAGAUAGCUAGUGUGCCUGAGUUGGAUUUUACAUUGCCUCCCCUUAUUUUGAUGGAUUUGGAAAUUUUACUGGUAUAUAUAUAUUUUUUUGGCUUAAAUAUUUCCAUUUGAUCAUCUUUAUGUAUACUACAUUAAAAGAGAGUUUCAUCUUUUGGGUCAGAUUACUGUUGAGUCCUGAAAGUGCACUUUGCAGAGCAUACCUACUGUGGCCCACAUGCUUGCGCAAUCUGAGGUUAUAUCAUGUGCGCCACACUCUGGGUGUUUUGUUCAUGAAACCAGAGGAUUAUAUGAGUUAACUAUGAAAUUUUGGUUAUGUUGUUUUCAGCUGUACAUUCCUUUUAUGAACUAUGCACCAUCUGAUGAAUGGACCAGUUUGCGUUUCAUACACAGACAUCUACAUAGUUGGGGAUAUCUGAUGGAUGGUUUAGAUGGCUAGGUGACCAAAUUUUGAGGAUAUCAUGCAACCAAAUUGAGAAAUUCCAUCUUCAGUAAUCAAACAUGAAAUUAUUUAUUUCAUUGAGGAUCCGACCUUUAUACUUUAAUUGUAUAAAAUGAGUUAUGAAGUGCCAUAAUGGUUAAUUAGUAUUGUGGUUCGAAAUAUAAGCAGACUAUUGUUUCUCUUGA
Molecule: messenger RNA, 2040 nt
Organism: Magnolia sinica
Lineage: Eukaryota; Viridiplantae; Streptophyta; Magnoliopsida; Magnoliales; Magnoliaceae
Product: histone-lysine N-methyltransferase ASHR2
Exons: 2
Coding region: 88-1233 (381 amino acids)
Molecular function (GO): protein binding
Source: RefSeq, a predicted model, not a curated record